AUGUAUCUUAAAUUAGGAUAUCGUGAAACAAUAGUCGUUUCAUCACCAGAAUUAGCAAAAACUGUACUACAAAAAUAUGAUCAAACCUUGAGUAGCAGAACUGUCCCCGUGACACUUGAAUCCGUCAAGCAUGGCAAAUUUUCUGUGGCUUUUAUGCCAGUUGAUAAUCAAUGGCGUAAACUUCGCAGAAUAUUGAAAGAACAGAUGUUUUCACUGCAAAGGUUGGAUGCAAGUCAAAGCAUUCGAGAAGAAAAUUUGCACAAACUGUACGAGUAUGUGAAUCAAUGUCGUGUUAAUGGUCAUGCAGUGGAUAUAGCUGAGGCUACAUUUACGACCUCGCUUAACACGAUAUCGUCAACUCUUUUCUCAGUUGAUUUUGCAGACUUCAAUUCUGAUUCCUCUCAUGAGUUUAAGGAUGUUGUGUGGAAUGUAAUGAAAUGUAUUGGGAGUCCUAAUCUUGCAGAUUACUUUCCAGUUCUUAAAUAUGUUGAUCCACAAGGCAUCUCACGCCGAACCAAGUUUUAUUUCGGAAAAUUAUACGCUAUUUUGGAUGGUAUUAUAGAUCAACGGUUGAAAUCCAAAGGUACAUUGGAGAAAAAUGAUUUACUGGAGGCCCUUCUUGAUCUCUACCAAAAGCCUGAGCCAGAAUUAAGCCGAAAUGAAAUAAGGCAUAUGCUAUUGGACUUAUUUCUUGGUAGCACAGAUACGGUUCCUUCUACUGUUGAAUGGGCAAUGGCUGAAUUUCUCCGCAACCCCAAGAAGAUGUCAAAAGCUAAAAGCGAGCUUAGUGAUGUGAUUGGAGAGCAUGGUGUGAUUCAGGAAUCAGAUAUUUCGAAGCUCCCUUACUUACAAGCUGUUGUGAAAGAAAUACACAGACUUCACCCUGUCGCACCUUUGUUAGUACCUCAUAAAGCUGAGGCCGAUGUUGAAAUCAAUGGUUACAUCAUCCCCAAAAACGCUCAAAUACUUGUUAAUACAUGGGCAAGCAGUAGAGAUUCAAACAUUUGGUCGAGUCCAGAUUCGUUUAAGCCAGAAAGAUUUUUAGCUUGCAAAUUUGAUUACAAUGGUCAAGAUUUCAAGUUCAUUCCCUUUGGUUCAGGGAGGAGGAUGUGCCCGGGAUUGGCUUUGGCGCACCGGGUAGUACACGUUAUGUUGGCCACUUUGAUACACAACUUCGACUGGAGACUUGAAGAGGGACUAAAACCAGAAGAAAUUGAUAUGAGCGAGAAAUUCACAACUACUCUACACAAGGCCAUACCUCUCAAGGCUAUUCCAAUCAAAUUUUGA
Molecule: messenger RNA, 1287 nt
Organism: Fraxinus pennsylvanica
Lineage: Eukaryota; Viridiplantae; Streptophyta; Magnoliopsida; Lamiales; Oleaceae
Source: the annotation of a GenBank genome assembly